This is a messenger RNA of Carcharodon carcharias (great white shark), 3014 nucleotides long. Its product is annotated as prominin-1-A-like. The coding region runs from base 546 to 3014 and encodes 822 amino acids. Gene Ontology annotation, cellular component: cell surface; cilium; microvillus. The record is from RefSeq and is a predicted model, not a curated record. The transcript has 23 exons. Gene Ontology annotation, molecular function: cholesterol binding. Lineage: Eukaryota; Metazoa; Chordata; Chondrichthyes; Lamniformes; Lamnidae.
AGGGCUGACGCGUGCACAGAAACCACUGGAGCUCAUCGGGAAUCAUUCCCAACGACCUUCGUUGUUUAAAAGAUAAGCGUCUUUGAGACAUGCUACUGGCCUGUACCAGCUAAUACUCCCCAGUGGGCGGGUUGAUCUACCCCCCUAACUACAGAUGAGACUUUCUGCUGAGCAUUAGUUCAAGGAGCUAAGAUAGCAGCAUCUUCAACCACUUUUCCAGCUGUCGUCAUCUGUGCCAGACAUGGUGCGCUAAAUCAAUUUCUGGAGAGCAUGAAUUUGUUUGGAAUUUGAAACCUGAGUGAAAUCUGCAUAUUGGAUGAAGGACUUGGAGAUCUCCAUGAUAUUUUUUUUAACUCCAUUCUAUCAAUGUGGAAGCUGUUUGAAAUGAUGCCAUCACAGAAACAAAGAGGCUGAAGUGGCUCCCAAAUUUCCUAUUUUCCUGCUUUGGCAUUGUUUGAAGACUGCUUUUUCUUUUUCUUUCCCCCCUCAAUUCAGAAAAAAUAAGACAUUUAUUUGAGAUUUCUUGCUCUUGUGUGUUUCCAGUCAUGGCUAUUGCAGUAACGAUGCUUCUAUUAAUACUUUGUAGUAGGACUGGAAGUGAAAGCCAGCCAUGGAGCUACCCAAUAGAAACUGAAACAUUGGAUUUUGGGGCAGUACCUGCUGUGAACUAUGAGGCUAACAUAUAUUAUGAUCCUGGAACUGUAGGAUUGCUAUUUGAACUGGCACGAACAUUUCUACAUGUAGUACAACCGAAUCGUUUUCCUCGUGAGUUGAUCACUGAGAUAAUAAAGCAGAACUAUGGACAAGUACUACACCAAUAUCAAGAGAUAAUAUACUAUGAGAUUGGUUUCAUCAUCUGUGCAACUCUGGGAAUUGUGUUUAUUCUUCUUAUGCCUGUUUUGGGCCUGUGUUUCUGCAUGUGUCGUUGCUGUGACAACUGUGGAGGGGAGCUGCAUCAACGACAGAAGAAAAAUGCAGAUUGUAGAAGAAGCUGCUUUGCAACAACCCUAUUUGUUGUUACCAUAAUUAUAACGGCUGGAACACUAUGUAUGUUUGCUGCUAACCAAAACCUCACCAACCAAAUUAAAGGAGUUAAGAAGCUGGUCAACAACAACUUCCAAGACCUACGUGCUUUGGUCAAUUACACACCAACUCAAUUAAAUUACAUCUCACAGCAAUAUGACAUUGCUCAGAACAAAGCACUCUCUGAUAUUAACAAUAUUGGGAUAAUACUUGGUGGCAGAGUUAAGGCACGCUUUGGAAAGUAUGUAAUCCCAGCACUGGAGGAUUCUUUCAAUAUGGCCAGAGCCAUCAAAGAAACCAAGGAAGUUUUAGAGAAGGUGUCAACCUCACGUCAAACUUUAGACAAAGCAACUAGCGAACUUCAGACAAACUUGACUGAUGUAAGAACAAGUCUCAACAACACAUUAAAUGAUGCAGCUUGCAGAGUGCCUGGUGCUGUUGCAUAUUGUAAUGAUAUAAGGAAUUCACUGGAUUCUCUCAAUAUAAAUGCAAACUUUAGUCAGUUACAAGAUGUUGGUUCUGAACUCGCAAAAGUGAAUGAUGUGCUGAAAACUGACUUUGAAGACUUGAUUCAGAAGGGAUAUUCAGCAUUUAAUAAUACUCCAGAAAUGCUUCAAAAUGAAACCAAAUCGUUUUCAUCAGAUGCAAAGAGUGUGCUCAAUGAAAUUGAAGCGAGACUUUCAAACUUGAGUAAGGAGCAUGCUAUUGAUGAAAUAAUCAAUACUUCUACUGCGUACCUUAAUCAGGGUCAGAGAUACUUCUUUGAGUAUUUUCCAUACGUGGAAAAGUAUGAUUUCUAUAGAUGGCUGGCUGGUAUUGCACUCUGCUGUGCUGUGAUACUUAUCCUUGCUUUCAAUUAUCUUGGUUUGCUUUGUGGAUCAUGUGGCUUUGACGAGCAUGCUUCUCCAACCACUAGAGGCUGCGUAUCAAACACAGGGGGCAACCUUCUUUUAGCUGGUGUUGGGGUCAGCUUCAUCUUCUCCUGGCUUUUGAUGCUGGUAGUUUUGGUAACCUUCAUUGCCGGUGGAAAUGUAGAAAAAAUUGCUUGUCAGUCUUUAAAAGACAACAGUUUAUUUAAGGUUCUGGACACUCCUUAUUUGUUGAACUCACAGUGGAAACAUUUCCUUUCUGGACUUCUGCUUUCUGAACACAACAUAAAUGUCACUUUCCAGAGUGUAUACAGCAAAUGCCGCAAAAAUGAAGGAGUAUAUUCGGCUUUCCAGCUACAACAUUUAUUCAACCUUGAUCAUGUAAACCUCAGUGGACCUGCAACUUUUCUGACUGACAAAUUCAUAAACAUUAAUGUGAAUUUAAGCAAUGUUGUAGUAUUGGAUGAGGAGGCAAAAAAGAGUCUUCAUAAUUUCGCUGCUAUUGGCAUUGACAAAAUUGAUUUUACUGCUUACACCAUUGAGCUCAAGAAAAGUGUGACUAAGGUGGAACUUCACACAUUUGCAAAUGAUCUAGAGGCAAAAGCAAAUGUAUUGCCUGCAGGAGCCUUAGCGAAUGCAUUGAGAGGCCAUGCAAACAAUAUUCGGGCAAUCUACAAGCAGCAAGUUAUGCCACUGGAACAAACUUUGAACAUAUUAAAUGAAAGUAUUGGAAUACUACAGAACUCAGCGGCAAACUUAAAGAUUAAAGUGGGACGUAUAAUUAAUGCUGUUGAAGCUGCUCAAUACCUAAUCAGCAACAAUGGUAGUGAUAUUGUAAAGCAGGAAAUGCAAAAUUACUGCAAGACUCUAACAGGCUACAUCACUGAAUAUUUAGAGUGGAGCAAAGACGCUAUGAGCAAUGAGGUUGCCAUCUGUAAGCCGAUUGCUAAUGCUGUGGAUGCAGCUGAUAUGAUACUGUGCGGUUUUAUAAUGGAUUCCCUGAAUGGUUUUUGGUUUGGCCUUGGAUGCUGUACAAUAUUUUUAAUACCAAGUAUUAUAAUUGCUGUGAAAUUAGCCAAAUUCUAUCGGCGGAUGGAUACAGAGGAUGUAUAUGAUGAGUGA